GUUGUUACUAGAUUUACGAGAAAGUGAAACUAACUUGAUCUGCAACCAUAUGGACUCCUGAAACGAUCAGAACAACAGAAUACUGAAUCGUUCAAAGAACCUUGUAGACACACCUGAUACUCACAGGCUUGAAGACUUAAAGAACAAUGGCAGAAUCUUCACCAACAUCAACAAAAGCAAGAAAAGCCAGGGGACUAAAUUUAGACCAUAAACCGCCAUUCAUGUCGUCCUCCAUUAGUUCACUGACUGAGGAGCUUCAGUGCUCUAUAUGUCUGGAUGUGUUCACUGAUCCAGUCAGCAGUGGACACAACUUCUGCAAGACCUGUCUGAAUGAACACUGGGACAACAGCCAGACCUGCAGCUGUCCAUACUGUAAAGAAACAUUCAAGCAAAGACCUGAUCUCAAGAUUAAUACCACACUCCAAGAGAUUGUAGAUCACUAUAAAAAGAAAAGUCCUGAGAAAAAGCCUGAAGUUCUGUGUGACAUCUGUGAGGAAAGAAAGCUGAAAGCCCUGAAGUUGUGUCUUUCGUGUCAGAGAUCUUACUGUGAAACUCACCUGGAGCCUCAUUUGAGAGUGACACGUUUGAAGAAACACAAACUGAUGGAUCCUGUGAAUAAUCUGAAGGACUAUAUAUGUCAGAAACAUGAGAGUCCUCUGCAUCUGUUCUGUAGAGAUGAUCAGAUUUAUGUGUGUUUGAUCUGCUCUGUGAAAGACCACGAGAAUCACAACACUGUUCCUAUAGAAGAGGAAAGUGAAGAGAAGAAGACUGAGCUGAUGAAGAUACAGAAAGACCUGCAGCAGAUGAUCCAGGACAGAAUCAAGAAGAUUCAAGACAUCAAACACUCAGCAGAAGUCAGAAAAGGAUUUUAUACUGAAUUGCUAGAGAUGAUGGAGGAGCAGCAGAAAGCAGCAGAGAAACAGGAGGAAGAGCUGAUUGAAGAGCUGGAGCAGGAGAUCACUGAGGUAAAGAUGAGAAACACUGAGCUGAAGCAGCUCUCACACACUGAAGAUCACCUCCACCUCCUGCAGGUCAGAUUCACUUCAUCCCUGUGCAGCCCUAGAAACACCAGGAACUGGUCUGAGAUCAGUAUUAAGACUCAUGAGAGUCUGGAGACUUUGAGGAGAGAUCUGACUCAACUGAAGGACACUAUAGAUGAGAAACUCACACUACCUGUCUCUACAGAGCUGAAGUGGAUGCAGCAGUAUGCAGCGGAUGUGACUCUGGAUCCUGAUACAGCUCAUCCUGAUCUUAUUCUGUCUGAUGAUAGAAAACAACCGUCCGGUCUGAGCGGCCCUCGUCAUUCUGGUCAAGUUCACUGCGGGAAGGAGCCACGGAAGAUUUUCACGAGUGUUUCCCUCACUGAAGCGUCGCAGCUGAAUAAAGCGAAGAAGGUAUGGAAACCAUCAGGGAAGCACAGCAGCUGCGCUGAUGAGGGCAAGUCUGAACUCUUGAAGACGCAGGAGCUGUUCAAAUGCGUGUGGAGUGUAUUGAAUCAACUGACGCCACAGAUGUUCCAGCCGCUGAUGAAGAGCUGUAGGACGGAACUGACCACCAACACAGAGGAGCGCCCUGAAAGGAGGAUCCACCUCAUCUAUGAGAAGGCCAUCUCUGAGCCCGACUCCUCUGAAGCCUGCGCCAACAUGUGCCGCUGCCUUAUGGGGCUGAAAGUUCCCACCACGGAGAAACCUGGAGUGACGGUGAAUUUCAGGAAGCUGCUGCUGAAACAUUGUAAGAAAGAGUUUGCGAAGGAAAAAGAUGAUGAAAUGUUUGAGAAGCAGAAGGAGCUGGAUGCUGCUACAGGGGAAGAGGAGAAGCAGAGGUUGAAGGAGGACCUUGAGGACGCCAAAGAAAAAGCCUGCCGACGGUCUCUAGGCAUCAUCAAGUUCACUGCCGAGCUGUUCAAGGUGAAGAUGCUGACUGAACCCAUCAUGCACGACUGCAUCGUCAAACUGCUGAAGAGACACAACGAGGAGAGUCUGGAGUGUCUCUGCUGCUUGCUGUCCACCAUCUGGAAACAUCUGGACCACGAGAAGGCCAAGCCCCGAAUGGAUCAAUAUUUAAACCAGAUGAGAAUUAUUAAGGAGCGGAAAACCUCUUCCAGAAUUCGCUUCAUGCUGCAGGGCGUUCUUGAUUUACGACAGGCAAAACCGGGUGUGUGAUUAUUUACUUUCUUAUUUCUUAUUCCUGGCAUUAUUGUGAACAGUUCAUUAAUUCACAUUAUUCUAAAAUAAAAUGUUUGGCACCUUAAUCUUUUAAUUAAAAUUAAAUAACUUGAAACUAAGGUUAAACAUUUUGGAAUAUAAAGAUUUUUUUAAUGUUUUUGAAUGAAGUCUCCUCUGUUAACCAAGGCUGCAUUUAUUUGAUAAAAAAAUACAGUAAAAAUUGUGAAAUAUUAUUAUAA
Cyprinus carpio (common carp) is the source of this 2404-nucleotide messenger RNA. Its product is annotated as zinc-binding protein A33-like. NCBI's taxonomy places the organism in Eukaryota, Metazoa, Chordata, Actinopteri, Cypriniformes, Cyprinidae. The record is from RefSeq and is a predicted model, not a curated record.